Brassicogethes aeneus is the source of this 2221-nucleotide messenger RNA. The record is from the annotation of a GenBank genome assembly. Lineage: Eukaryota; Metazoa; Arthropoda; Insecta; Coleoptera; Nitidulidae.
AAAAAAUGUUGAUGUAGAAUUUUAUCGAUAAACUGACCAUAAUGGUAAAAAGUCCUCUAUCCUUUAGAUUACGACAAAAUGCGCCGCCACCGAAACGCAAGGAAACCCGCAAAGAAGGGAAUAAAAAACCAUCAAAGUGCCCGCCGCCCAAAAUCGAGCAAAGUAAAGUGGAAGUAGCCGCGCCGAGUCCUCUGGUUUAUCCUGGGGGAGAUACGGCAUUUAAGGCUUUAUUAUCGGCCCGAUUUUGCGCUGCUAUCUGGUCUCACAUAUCAGACUGUGAUGAAACGUAUAAUUUUUGGGAACCAUUGCAUUAUUUAGUGUUUGGAAAAGGUCUACAAACAUGGGAGUACAGUCCAGAAUAUGCGUUACGAUCUUAUACAUACUUAAUGUGUCAUGCAGCUCCAGCUUAUAUUUACCAAAAAAUAUUUCAACCAAACCCGUUACUUAUGUUUUAUUUCAUUAGAUGUAUUUUAGGAUUAACAUGUGCUUUUGCAGAAGUAUUUUUUUAUAAGGCUGUGUGUAAAGAAUUUGGAGUACAUGUAGGAAGAAUAUGUUUCACAUUCCUAAUAUUUUCGGCGGGAAUGUUUAUAUCCAGCACAGCAUUUCUCCCAUCAAGCUUUACCAUGUACACAUUUACAGCCGCUAUGGCAGCUUGGUGGCAGCAAAAAUAUGCUCUGUCAAUAUUUUUGACAGCACUAGGCUCACUUUUGGGCUGGCCCUUUGUGGCUUGGCUUGGAAUUCCCAUUGCUUACGAUAUGUUGAUUAGGAAAAAGAAGUAUUUAGAUUUUUUUGCAUGGUCUGCAAUCUCAUUGGCUGUUAUUUUGAUACCAAUGGUGAUAAUUGACUCUGUACAGUAUGGAAAAUUAGUUGUGGCACCUCUGAAUAUUGUUUUGUACAAUGUUUUGGGUGGACAUGGGCCCAAUUUGUAUGGUACUGAGCCAUUCUCAUUUUAUUUCAUUAAUGGAUUUAUUAACUUUAAUUUUAUAUGGGUGUUUGCUUUGGCAAGUCCUCUGGCACUGUUACUAAAUUAUUUCUUUGUGCCAUCAAAACAUCGAUCAACAUUAUGUCUACCUUGCUGGUUAUCUUUGAGUCCAAUGUUUUUGUGGCUUUUAAUUUUUUGCAUACAACCUCACAAGGAAGAAAGGUUUCUGUUCCCAAUUUACCCUAUGAUAUGUCUAAGUGGGGCCAUAACUUUGGACAUUUUGCAAAAACUGUACUUUAGAGUACUUGGGUUGAUACAAAAAAUACCCAAUGGUAGUCACUAUUUGGAUAAAACCAUAAUUUACUCCUUAAUAGUUUUAAUUAUAACAUCAUUAAUGGGUGUUUCAAGAAUUUAUGCCCUCUACAAAAACUACCACGCUCCCCUGGAUGUAUUGAUGGAGGUAAAUCGUUUUCCCCUCGAGAACAAUGUGCCGGAAAAAUCUCAAGUUAAUGUAUGCUUGGGUAAAGACUGGCACAGAUAUCCGAGCUCAUUUUUUUUGCCCAAUUCAAACUGGAAUGUAAAAUUAAUAAAGUCCGAGUUCAAAGGGAUCUUACCAGCCCCAUAUUCAGAUGGACCCAAUGCAACAAAACUCAUCCCAAAACAUUUUAAUGAUAGAAAUGAGGAAGAACCAAGUUUAUACUUCAACGUUAACAAAUGUCAUUUACUGGUAGAUUUAGAUUUGGGCAAAGAAACUGAGUUUGAACCGAAUUAUGCAAAACAAAAAGACCAUUGGAAGGUUAUUAAAACAUACCGAUUUUUAAACUCGGAAAAGUCUAACAAGUUUUUUAGAGCCUUUUAUGUGCCAUUUUUAAGCCAUGAUGGUGAUUACGUUACUUUUGCUGAUUUUAACUUGUUGCAGUCAACAAGGUUAAAAGUGAAAAAUAAAUAAGACCAAAAUUUAGCUAAAAUAAGUGAUAACUGAGUAAUAAUUAGUCUGUUUAAUUUAGUUUUUUAUGUAUCCACCAAAUUUAGAGCAAUAUACUGUUCUAGUCAUUUUAAAUAAAGCAUUGCAACAAAUAAGAAUUUUGCAAAAUUGUCUUGGGUAAAUAAAUUCUAUAAAAAAUGUACCAAAGAGGUGUGUACUAUGCUACACACCUAAAAGUCCCACUUUGACAUUUCAUACAAAUAAUUGUUAGUUUAACGAUAAUUUCCUUUAGUUUUUAUACUUAUUCUAAAUUAUGGUAUAUUAUUAUAUGAGUGAUAAUGUGCAUAAUCUCAAGUUUAAUUUUAUACUUUAUC